Messenger RNA from Fusarium sp. VM40, 1179 nucleotides. The record is from the annotation of a GenBank genome assembly. NCBI's taxonomy places the organism in Eukaryota, Fungi, Ascomycota, Sordariomycetes, Hypocreales, Nectriaceae.
AUGUCCAAACCCGUCUUCUCGCAUGUCAUCGUCUACUUUGAGCAAGCUGACCAGUUCCCUGGUGACUCGCUUCAAGAGGAGGAAAUUCCAGAUUAUCUCGCUUCACGUUUUUACCCUGUUCAUUUGGGACAAGUCUUCCAAGACCGCUAUCAGGCUGUAACCAAGCUUGGUUUCGGAAGCUCAUCAACCAUAUGGCUGGCUCGCGAUCUCAGAGAACACAAAUAUGUCGCUCUAAAAAUCUACGUCCACACUUCUCGCGUUCAUCGCGAACUUCCCAUAUAUGAGGCCAUGUCUCCAAUCUUCGAAAAGACGAAGAACCCUGGACGGAACAAUAUCAGACGCCUUCUAGGCUCGUUCGAAAUUAAUGGCCCGGACGGACGUCAUGUGGUGCUUGUAAUGCAACCUGCACAGAUGAGCCUUCGGAACUUCAAGUCUGUAUUUAGAAAAGAUGGUGGAUUUGACGAGGCCUUUGUGCAAGGUGCCGUCCAGGAGCUACUUAAAGCUCUUGACUUCAUUCAUAACGAGGCGAAGUUCGUACAUACAGACAUCCAUCCAGGCAAUCUUCUUCUGGGUCUGGAUGAUGAUUCGCAGCUUCAAUCUCUAGUAGAUUCAGAGUUCAAGUCGCCUGUUACCCGAAAACAGAUUUCAAAAGACCGAACCAUUUAUCUUUCCCGUUUCAUGCGACCAAAGCCAGGCCCAAUGCUUCUGUCGGACUUGGGUGAAGCAAGAACAGGCCCAGGACCUCACGCAGGCGACAUCAUGCCUAUUCAGUACCGAGCACCCGAGACCAUCAUGUGCAUCGCCUGGAGCUACCCAGUGGACGUAUGGAGUGUCGGGCUGACAGCAUGGGAUCUUCUCGGCCCCAAACGCUUGUUCACUGCAAAAGACAGCGACGGAGAUAUGUAUGAUGCAGCGCAUCUAGCUGAAUUGAUAGCAACGCUUGGUCCCCCGCCCCUGGAGUUUCUGCGAAGGAACCCUGAGAGGACAGCUGACUUUUGGGAUGAGAAAGGGAACUGGAUAGAGUUAGCCCCAAUACCCGCCAAUCGAUCCCUGGAGGAUUUGGAGACAAGACUUGAGGACAGUAGCGGCAUUAUUGCAUUCUUACGGCGUGUUCUCACGUGGAUACCUGAGGACCGACCAACAGCGAAGGAAUUGCUACAAGAUCCGUGGCUGCAAUGA